Molecule: messenger RNA, 1428 nt
Organism: Plenodomus lingam JN3
Lineage: Eukaryota; Fungi; Ascomycota; Dothideomycetes; Pleosporales; Leptosphaeriaceae
Molecular function (GO): catalytic activity
Source: RefSeq, a predicted model, not a curated record
AUGUUCCUACUGCGUCGCGCCCCACUGCGUCUUGUCCCGCGUCUGGCCACUAUCCGCUGUCAGCGACGUUCGUUGGGCAGUGUGAGUGCCAUUGAUUCUGUCAUCUUCAGGACUCUUUUUGGAACAGAGGAAAUUCGCAAGGUCUUCGACGACAAAGCCUACAUUAAUCGAUGUGUUGAUGCAGAAACGGCUUUGGCUAGAGCACAGUCCAAGUGCAAUGUGAUACCACCUCACAUUGGCGAUGUGGUGACCUCGAAAGCGAACGAGGUGGAACUGGACUACGACAAGCUGCGCACGGAAACCGAGAUUGUCGGGUACCCCAUCUUUCCCUUGGUACGACAAUUAUCUGCAUCAUGCGGCGACGAGGCUGGACGGUAUGUGCAUUGGGGCGCAACUACUCAAGAUAUCAUGGAUCUCGCCAGCAUCUUGCAAAUGAAGCAGGGCCUCGAGAUUGUGGAGCGAACACUUCGCUCUGUCAUCAAGAACCUCGAACACCUCUCCCGAAAGCACCGCGAUACGCCAAUGGCCGGACGCACCCACCUGCAACACGCCUUGCCAAUUACCUUUGGGCAUAAGUGUGCGAUUUGGCUGUCCAGCUUCCAGCGUCAUCUCGAGCGACUUGAGCAGCUCAAGCCGCGUGCGCUCAUGGUGCAGUUUGGCGGAGCUGCAGGCUCCUUGGCCUCGCUGGGCUCUGGCGACGAUGGCAUUCGCGUGCGAAAGGAGAUGGCAAAGGACCUUGGCUUGACUGAUCCUCCCAUCACCUGGCACGUUGCACGCGACGGAGUCGCUGAGAUUACAAACUAUCUUGCGCUCGUUGGCGGUACGCUCGGCAAAUUGGCUCUCGACAUCAUCAUCAUGUCCUCAAAUGAGCUCUCAGAAGUCUCGGAACCUUUUGUACCCCACCGUGGCGCCUCGUCUACGAUGCCGCAGAAGCGAAAUCCCAUAUCGAGCGAGGUCGUCUUAGCGGCAUCAAAGAUUCUGCGAUCGAAUGCUGGGCUCGUUUUGGACGGCAUGGUAUCAGAUUUCGAGCGCGCAUCAGGUCCUUGGCAUCUUGAGUGGGUUGCGGUACCAGAGAGCUUCGUCAUCGCAGUUGGUGCACUCUAUCAAGCCGAUUUCGCACUCUCUGGGCUGGUUGUGAAUUCCAAGCAGAUGUUGACGAAUCUGUACUCGACACGCGGACUCAUAGUGGCGGAAGCAGUAAUGAUGGGCCUUGCGCCGCACGUUGGUAGGUCCAAAGCACAUGACAUUGUGUAUGCAGCAUGCAAAGAGAGCAUCGAGAAUGACACCAGCCUUCUGGAUGCUUUGCAAACCAAAUCGGAGAUCACAGACAAGAUUUCCAGCGAACAGCUGGCUUCGUUGUGUGACGCGAAGAAUUACCUUGGAUCGUGUGGGCUCAUGGUGGACGAGGUCCUCGCCGCGUCAAGAUAA